Python bivittatus (Burmese python) is the source of this 780-nucleotide messenger RNA. NCBI's taxonomy places the organism in Eukaryota, Metazoa, Chordata, Lepidosauria, Squamata, Pythonidae. The record is from RefSeq and is a predicted model, not a curated record.
GAGGUGCGGUGCGGCGACUGCCUGGUGUGGAACCGGCAGCAAACGUGGCUGUGCGUGGUGCCCCUCUUCAUCGGCUUCGUGGGCCUGGGGCUCAGCCUGAUGCUGCUCAAGUGGAUCGUGGUGGGCUCCGUCCAGGAGUACCUGCCCACCGAGCUGAUGGAUUCCAAAGGGAUCGAGCAGGACCCCUUCUUCCUCUCCAAGCAGCCCACCACGCCGCCCAAGAGCGGCGAGCCCACCGCCUCCACAGGCACGGACGCCGCCGCCGCCGCCGCCGCCUCGAGGACGCCCAACCGGAUCAGUACCCGCCUCACCACCAUGACCAAGGCGCCCACCCGCUUCCCGGCCACCCGGGGCCCCAUCCGGGCCAGCCCGCCGCGAUCCACCACGGCGCGCCACACACUGGCGCCCCCGACAGUCUUGGCUCCCACCACGGCAGCCGCUGUCCCUUUCAGCACCACCCUCCUGAUCGCCCGGCCAGCGCCCGGCACCCCCAGGACUCAGCCUCCGCCGGCCUGGCCCACUGCGGCGUACACUACCUCGUCCUACAAGACUUAUCUUCAGGACUCGGCUCCUUCCUGGACCUUAUCCCCCUUCCAAGAGGCCAGCACCACCACCACGCCAGAGACCAACUCCAGCCCCAAAUACCAUACCACAACAUAUUCCAUUGAACAAUCUGAGCACUUUAAGCCAUGCAAAGAUAAGGAUCUUGCAUAUUGUCUUCAUGAUGGGGAAUGCUUUGUCAUCGAAACUCUAACAGGAUCUCACAAGCACUGCCGGUAA